AUGUCGGAUCCAGAAGAGCUGAUAAAACUAGCAGAGAAGAAGGCAAAGCCUAGCUCAGGAUUCUCAUCCUUUUUCUCAGGUAACUCAACCUACAGAUUCGAAGAAGCCGCGGAUUUUUACAUACAGGCAGCAAACAUCUACAAAAUACGCCGCGAGAAUCUCACAGCUGGUAAGACCUUUGAAAGGGCUGCGGAGGCCCAGUUGAAGGCCGACUCCAAAGACGAGGCGGCCAAUACCCUCAUUGAGGCAUACAAAGCAUACAAAUUAGAGGCACCCGGUGAUGCUGCUAGAUGUCUUUCCAAGGCCAUCGAGUUUUUCGUGCUCAAGGGACAGUUCAGAAGAGGUGCCAAUUUCAAGGCGGAUUUGGGUGAGCUAUAUGAGAAUGACUUGCACGAUAUAAAGAUGGCGAUAGCCUCCUAUGAAGAGGCUGGUGAGUGGUACAGAGGAGAUUCUGCUCUGGCUCUGUCCAACAAAUGCUUGCUGAAAGCUGCUGAUUUGUACUGUGAGGAUGAAAUUGGAGACUAUCUCAAGGCCGGUGGUAUCUAUGAGAGCAUUGCAAAGGGGUCGCUGAACAACAAUCUAGCGAGAUGGUCGCUGAAAGAUUAUUUCCUCAAGGCCAUACUGUGUCGUUUGGCUUUGAACGACUAUCCAAGUGCUGCUGCUUUGCUUGGGCGCUUUGUGUCGUGGGAUUCGACUUUCCAGACCACUCGCGAGCACGAGUUUGCGGCCAAGUUGAUUGACUCCGUCAAGGAGGGAGAUUCGGACGGAGUGGCCAAUGCGGCCAGAGAAUACGAUCAAUUCUCGCGUCUUGACAUAUUAAAGGUGAGGCUGCUGAACAAGAUCAAGUCUGGUAUCCAGGACGCCCCCGAGGCAUUGGAAGAUGAUCUGACAUGA
Kuraishia capsulata CBS 1993 is the source of this 894-nucleotide messenger RNA. RefSeq lists its product as uncharacterized. Gene Ontology annotation, biological process: SNARE complex disassembly; intracellular protein transport. The transcript has 2 exons. Lineage: Eukaryota; Fungi; Ascomycota; Pichiomycetes; Pichiales; Pichiaceae. Gene Ontology annotation, cellular component: vacuolar membrane; SNARE complex. Gene Ontology annotation, molecular function: syntaxin binding; soluble NSF attachment protein activity. The record is from RefSeq and is a predicted model, not a curated record. The coding region runs from base 1 to 894 and encodes 297 amino acids.